This is a messenger RNA of Penicillium verrucosum, 2481 nucleotides long. RefSeq lists its product as uncharacterized. The coding region runs from base 1 to 2481 and encodes 826 amino acids. Gene Ontology annotation, cellular component: nucleus. Gene Ontology annotation, molecular function: zinc ion binding; DNA-binding transcription factor activity, RNA polymerase II-specific. Gene Ontology annotation, biological process: aromatic amino acid catabolic process; positive regulation of transcription by RNA polymerase II. The record is from RefSeq and is a predicted model, not a curated record. The transcript is spliced from 3 exons. NCBI's taxonomy places the organism in Eukaryota, Fungi, Ascomycota, Eurotiomycetes, Eurotiales, Aspergillaceae.
AUGGAUGGUGUCAGAUCCUCCCGUCCGGACAAGCCGUAUCAACGCACUUACAAGGCAUGCAUCCCUUGCCGGCAACGGAAGGCCAAAUGCGACCUAGGAACCGACCCAGAUGGUCUUCCGAUCGGCCCACCAUGUGCGCGCUGCCGAAGGGAGCUAAGGGAUUGUGUAUUCCCCGAGAAACGCGCGUGGGAAAGGUCACGCAAACGAGCGCGAUCACCGGCGAGCUAUGAGACGGAUGUCUCACCCCGACAGACCAGACAACUUACGACAUCGUCACCUGAUACUCCUGUUCUCGUACAGGGGCAUAUCCAGAACAUGCAUCAUGCAGGCGAAGUAGCCAACUCAAUACCCGAGACCAACUUUCAGUCGGGAUGGUCAUAUCAUCGGGAUCAAGCGAGCUCUCAUCGAGGCUCCCUCGAUCACCCUUCCGUAGGGCCCCCAAGGGCUAAUCGGUCACCUUCUCAUACAUAUGAAAAUAACAGACACCAAUCGAACUCCACCCUCGCCAGCUCUAUGAUGCGCACUGUCGUGUCAAGUGGCAAUGAUGCACUCAAUAUUCUCUUCGAAGCUGCAACUGCUCAAGAAGAUAAUAGUCCCGAUACUAGCUCUGAAUCACUAGCUGAGCCUCCAUCGGCAGGUCCGAGUACACAAGAUCGAACACCCGGAAACCACGAUUUCGCGUUUGAGUCGGUGGCGCGGGUAAUACGUCCCGUCAAGCUAUCCGACGCCACUCAAGAUACUCUCAAUGUCUGGGAGGCUUGUCGGUUUGUCAAGAUGGGCUGGUUUAGUGCUAGAGAGGCUGUGACUUUUAUUGAUCUGUUCUUUAAGAAUAUGUCCUGUUUAUCUCCAAUCUUAACUGAUUUCUACUCCAAUCACCGAUAUCACUACUGGCUGAUUGCUCGGGAGCCAGUUCUAUGCUCCACCAUUCUCAUGAUCUCUUCCCGCUAUCACGUCCUUCCUGGAGCAGGGGGAGAGUCGAGGAAUUUCUUUAUCCACCAUCGACUAUGGUCACAUUGCCAGAAAUUGACGAUGCGGCUGAUAUUUGGGCAAGAAAAAUCAACAAAAUCCAAGGUGCGGAGUCUUGGUACUGUGGAGGCACUUCUGUUGAUGUCAGAAUGGCAUCCUCGUGCUUUGCAUUUUCCGCCCGAGACAGAUGGCUGGGACGAUGAUUUAAUCCCAUCAGCCCCCAGGAACCAUGAGAAUAAAGAACCAAGCUCAGCACCUGGUAGUGGCGGGGUGGAAGAUAUAAUUGAACCAGCACGCCGAUCUGACCAAAUGUCCUGGAUGUUGCUUGGGUGUGCGCUCUCCCUUGCACAUGAGCUAGGGAUAUUCGAGACAGAAGAGACCAGCUCACCAACCGACGAACCAGAAUGGAGAGAUCAAAUAGCAAUCCGCUGGCAACGUGUACAACGUCUGUUAUAUGUCUACAUUAAUCAAUUGGCUUGGCGGAUCGGAUGCAUGUCACCAAUUCCUCAAUCAUUAAACCAUGCCAUACUAGGCGGACGGAAGCCACAGGGACUAAGUCCACCGGGCAGCACAUGGCUGACCUUCAUGGAUUCAUGGAUUGAGCUUACCAAACUAGCCAAGUCUGUGACUGAUAUGUUCUUUCCCUCUGCCGCGUUUGCACGCCAGCAACUGCACAGCGGCCGCUAUGUAGGCCUUCUCGAACAUUUCCGACCUCUUCUAAACCAAUGGAAAGACAAGUACCUACAGCCUCAGGUACUUGAUAAAGCAUUCUACAACGAUCUCUUCAUCGAGUACCACUUCGUCCGCGUCUACACGCAUUCAGUGGGAAUGCAAGCAGUAGUGGAGCGUGCUGUCGCAGAGAACGACCACAACAGCUUCGAUGGGGUGCGACCCAUGACUAUCGACCCAACCGACUACGAAUACAUCCAAGAGGUGAUCGAAGGAUGUGGCCAGAUCUUGCAAAAAGUCACCCAUCUAGCCGAGGUAGGGGCGCUACGGUUCUCGCCAGUCCGAAUUGUUCUUCGCAUAACCAGUGCUUCGAUCUUCUUGAUGAAAGCCCUCAGUCUGGGUACACGGCAAGCCAAGCUCCAGGAAUCAAUUGAAAUCCUAGAGAAGAGUAUCAAAGCACUCAAGUCAAACGCCUUGGAUGAUGUGCAUCUGAGCACGCGGUACGCUGCACUGCUAGAAAUGCAUGUCUCGCGCUUGCGGCGGAAUCUACUUGCGUCGUCGAAAGUGGCGAAAAGUAGCCAAGACGCCACGCGAAGAUCAUCCAUGGGACCCCCUCCUUGGCCGGGGCCGGACACUGGUGACCGGUCAAAUUCCAUGAGGGCCCCAGUAGUGCAGGACACACCACCAGAUCUGGGAUAUAUCCCGUCCUUGAACGAUAUUGGUGCAGAUAACUGGCUUUCGCUGCCCUUUGACCCAUCGAUGGCACCGUUUGAUAUGAGCCAUGGAUGUCAAUUUCCCAUGUAUGAUGGUGGGACAUUAGACUUUAUUUGGAAUCUGCCAUCGUGA